Molecule: messenger RNA, 8957 nt
Organism: Acanthopagrus latus (yellowfin seabream)
Lineage: Eukaryota; Metazoa; Chordata; Actinopteri; Spariformes; Sparidae
Gene: fn1a
Product: fibronectin 1a
Exons: 49
Coding region: 186-7700 (2504 amino acids)
Biological process (GO): heart development; cell-substrate junction assembly; nervous system development
Cellular component (GO): extracellular region
Molecular function (GO): proteoglycan binding; integrin binding
Source: RefSeq, a predicted model, not a curated record
AGCGGACCGAUCGGUGCGGGCUGGACCGGGACUUGGAGCGACACAAGAAUAUAAGAAUUGCACUGGAAGUUUCCGACGUCUCUCCGUCUCCUUUUGCGCACCUGUGACCACAUUUUGCUGCAACAGUUGAAGUGUGUGGCUCGUUUUUCUUUCUUUCUUUCUUUUUUUUUUAUUCUAAAGACAAUAUGACCGGCAGCACCAUAGCCAGGGUGCUGGUUGCGCUCUGCAUCGGGAGCGCGGUGAACUGCAUGCCCAGGGGGACGCACAGGGGCCGGCGACAGUCGCAGCAGCAUCACGUCUCCUCAGUUUCUCAGGAUGGUUGUUUAGAAAACGGCCGCUACUACGCCGUUAAUGACCAGUGGGAACGGCCGUACCUGGGCAGCAUUCUGGUGUGUACCUGCAACGGAGUCGGUGGCAUCAAGUGCAAAAGCAAACCCGAUGCAGAGGAAAGGUGCUUUGAUAAGAUCAACCAGCAGUCCUACACUGUGGGGGAAACCUACGAGAGACCCAAGGACGGCAUGAUCUGGGACUGUACCUGCAUCGGGUCGGGGCGGGGAAAGAUCAGCUGCACCAUUGGCAACCGCUGUCACGAGGGCGGGGCUUCAUAUAAGAUCGGUGACACCUGGAGGAGACCCCACGAGACGGGAGGCUACAUGUUGGAGUGUGUCUGUCUGGGUAACGGCAAAGGAGAGUGGACCUGCAAACCUGUCGCUGAGCGUUGCUAUGACAACACAGCGGGGACAUCCUACGUUGUCGGGGAGACCUGGGAGAAGCCCUAUCAGGGCUGGAUGGUGGUGGACUGCACCUGUAUGGGAGAGGGAAGUGGACGCAUCACAUGCACCUCCAGAAAUCGCUGUAACGACCAGGAUACCUUGUCCUCCUACCGCAUCGGAGACACCUGGACCAAAACGGACGCCCAAGGCCACCUGCUCCAGUGUCUGUGCACAGGCAACGGCCGUGGGGAGUGGAAGUGCGAGCGACAUGCUUCACUUCACACCACUAGCCUGGGCACCGGCUCCCGUGUGAUCACCAACAUCCAGCCUGCCGUCUACCAGCCUGAAGCUGUGCCCGAGCUCCCCCAGGAGGGACCCUGUCGAAUAGACUCGGGCCCGUCGUACUUCAUCGGCCAGCGCUGGAUUAGGAACCAGGGGACCGAGCAGAUGAUCUGUACCUGCUUCAGCAGUGGAGUCAGGUGUGAACAUUGGGAUGGACCAGCUCCAGUCUACGGUGGCAACUCCGGUGGUCAGCCCUGCGUGUUUCCGUUUGUCUACAAGGGGAAGACGUACCACUCCUGCAUCUCUGAUGGACGCAGCGACGGACAGCUCUGGUGCUCCACCUCCUCCGACUUCGAGGCGGACCAGAAGUAUUCUUUCUGUACAGAGAAGAAUGUGAUGGUGGCAACACGUGGUGGUAAUUCUAAUGGCGCUCUGUGCCAGUUCCCCUUCCUCUACAAUGGCCGAAACUACACUGACUGUACUGCAGAGGGACGCAGAGACGGCAUGAAAUGGUGCGGCACCACGACUAACUAUGAUGACGAGCAGCGCUUCGGGUUCUGUCCCAUGGCUGCUCACGAAGAGGUCUGUACAACCAACGAUGGCGUGAUGUACCGCGUGGGAGACCAGUGGGACAAACGCCACGACGUCCUGGGCCACAUGAUGAGAUGUACCUGCGUCGGCAAUGGCCGCGGAGAAUGGAGUUGUGUCGCUUACUCUCAGCUUAAAGACCAGUGUAUUGUGGACGGUCUGACCUACGAGGUGAACCAAACCUUCACCAAACAACACGAGGAAGGCUACUCGAUGAACUGCACCUGCUUCGGACAGGGACGUGGCCGCUGGAAGUGUGACGCCAUCGACCAGUGCCAGGAGCCGGAGACGAGAGCCUUCUAUCAGAUCGGAGAGUCUUGGGAUAAAGUCAUCCAUGGAAUCAUGUACAAGUGCUACUGCUACGGCAACGGGAUCGGAGAACUCAGCUGCGAGCCGCAGCAGUCCUACCCUGGUGGUAACCGUCCUGUCCAGGUGAUCAUAACGGAAACUGGAAACCAGCCCAACUCCCACCCUAUUCAGUGGAACGCCCCGCAGUCUGCUCACAUCACCCGGUACAUCCUCAAGUGGAGAGUGAAAAACACCCAGAACCCGUGGAGAGAGGUGAUGAUUCCUGGACAUCUUAACUCCUACACCAUCUCCGGUCUGAAGCCAGGCAUCACAUACGAGGGUCAGCUAAUCAGCGUGCUGCGGUUCGGACGCCAAGAGCUCACACGCUUCGACUUUACCACCAAUUAUGGAUCAUUGGCUACUUCACAAGGCGAGACCACCCAGCCUCCGCCUGUGGUCGACACCUCAGAGUCGGUGACCGAAAUUACCUCCAGCAGCUUUGUCAUCUCCUGGGUCUCCGCCUCCGACACGGUUUCUGGUUUCAGAGUAGAGUACGAGCUCAACGAGCAGGGACAGGGCACUGGACAGCCCAUGGUGCUAGAUUUGCCACGAACGACUACCUCAGUGAACAUUGCUGAGCUUCUACCUGGAAGGAAGUACACUGUGAACGUCUAUGAGGUCACAGAUACUGGAGAGGACAACCUUAUUCUCACCACCUCACAGACCACUGCGCCUGAUGCUCCCACUGAGCACGAAGUGGAGGAUGUCGGAGAUUCUUCCAUUGUGAUCAGCUGGGAUAAACCGCUGGCUCCCAUCACCGGCUAUCGCGUCGUCUACACGCCAUCAGUAGAGGGCGAAAGCACAGAGCUGAAUCUCCCUGACACGGCCACAUCUGUGACUCUGAGUGACCUCCGACCCGGGAGGAUGUAUAACAUCAGUAUCUACGCUGUGGAGGACAGCCUGGAGAGUGAGCCCAUCUUCUUACAGGUCAACACCUCUGGAGAUCCACUGCCAGAUGAAGUGUCCUCUCCCACAGACCUGCAGUUCUACGAGAUUUCAGAUAAAAAAAUCGUUCUGACCUGGUCCGGCCCAGGCGGCGACAUCUCAGGCUACCGGGUCACCGCCGUCCCUGUUGACGAGUCCGGUGCUCCGCAGAAGGAGGUGACUCUUCCUGUCAUUCAAAACUCCUACGUUGAAGUGUCACACCUGGAGCCUGGAACGCUUUACCGCUUCAACAUCUACAGCAUUCACGAUGGAGAGGAGAGUUUACCGCUUGUUGGGGAGCAAACUACAAAGCCCGACGCUCCCACUGAUAUCCACUUCACCAACGUGACUGAAGACAGCGCUGUGAUGAUGUGGUUUGCCCCCCGGGCCAAAAUCACCGGCUACCGGCUCUUCCUCACCGUCGAGGGCUCGACCCCCAAGCAGCUGCGCCUGCCCUCCCGCCUCACUCAGUACACCCUCCUCAACCUGAAGCCGUACACAGAGUACACGGCCACGCUUCACUCAGAGCAAGAUAACACACUGAGCGAAGGAGAGACGGCUGUGUUUACCACCACCCCACCAAUGGGCAACGCUCCUCAUUUCAGCACUGAUGUGACCGACACCUCCAUCGUAAUCUCCUGGACUCCAGUUCCCCAUAUUGGAUACAAGCUGACAGUACGACCCAGUCAGGGCGGAGAAGCCCCCAGAGACGUGACCUCUGACUCGGGGAGUAUUUACGUUUCCGGCCUGACUCCGGGGGUGGAGUACACCUACAGCGUCCAGCCAGUGAUAGACGGCCAUGAGCAGGGAACACCAGUCACACGCCGCGUUGUCACACCUCUGUCUCCUCCCACUGAUCUCAACCUGGAGUCUAACCCAGGCACUGGAGAGCUCGUAGUCCAAUGGAACGGGGCCAGUUCACCAGACAUCACUGGCUACAAAGUGACCUGCACGCCCACCAACGGGCAGCAAGGAAACAGUGUGGAGGAGUUCGUGGAGGGCGGGCAGAACUCCUGCACCCUGGAGAACCUCAGUCCAGGAGUGGAGUACAACAUCAGUGUCGUAACGGUUAAGGAUGAUAUGGAGAGCACUCCGAUAUCAACUACCAUUACACCAGACGUCCCAAAGCUGACGGACCUCACCUUCGAGGACGUGAGCGACACCACCAUCAGCCUCAGCUGGUCACCGCUCAACACCACAGCCAUCACUGGUUACAGGAUCACGGUGGUGGCAGCCGGCGAGAGCGUACCCAUCUUUGAAGACAUGGUUCUGCCGACGACCGGUCAAUACACCGUUCACGGACUGGAGCCUGGUAUCGGCUACGACAUCAGUGUGACCACGAUCACGGAGAAUGGCGAGAGCGAGCCCACCACAGUCACACAGCAGACCUCUGUACCAGCCCCCACUGAUUUGGCCUUUGGCCAGGUUGGGACAGACAGUUUGGAGGUUACCUGGGUGUCUCCCCGUGUCCCCAACAGCGCUAACAUCAACCACUACCUUGUCAGGUAUCAUCCUAUCGACGACGUGGAUGACAUUACAGAAACCAGCGUGGAAGAUGGAAGCAACAGAGUGGUGCUCAGGAACUUGCUGCCUAACACAGAGUACCUGGUGAGCGUGGUGUGUGUUUACGAGCAGAGGGAGAGCUCCCCCCUUGUUGGCAGCAAGAAAACAGCUCUGGAUUCACCAGUCGGCCUGCGUUUCUCUGAGAUCUUUACCAACUCCUUCACCAUCCACUGGCUCGCUCCCCAGAGUAAAAUCACCGGUUACCGCAUCCGCUACCAGAUGACCAGUGGCGGAAGGGCCAAGGACGAGAGGCUGCCCCCAUCAAGGAACCACUUCACCCUGACAGGUCUCACCGCAGACACCGAGUACUUGGUGAACAUCUUCGCAGUGAGCCGGACAGAGGAGAGCCAGCCGCUCAGCGGGAAACAGAAGACGAUCUCUGACGCUCCCACAGACCUGGAAGUGCUAGAAUCCACCCCCACCAGCAUCACCGUCCGCUGGGAUGCUCCUCCUGUCACUGUGCGCUACUACAGGAUCACUCAUGGAGAGACAGGAGGUCACAGCAAUCCUAAGGAGUUCACAGUGCCGGGCUCUCAGUCCACUGCCACAAUCAAGAACCUGAAGCCUGGUACUGACUACAUCAUCACCGUCUAUGCUGUGACUGGUAGAGGAGACAGCCCUGCGUCCAGCACGCCAAUCUAUGUCACACACAAGACAAGUGUCGACUCACCCUCUGAAAUGGAGGUGAUGGAGGUGAAAGACAACAGCGUGACAGUGAGGUGGAGCCCUGCUCAGGGACCGAUCAAGGGAUACAGGGUGACUGGGGUCCCCAGAAAUGGACAGGGUCCAUCUUUCACAGAGGUGGUGGCUCCAGACCAGACUGAGAUCACUUUCUCAGGACUGAUGCCCACAGUGGAGUACGUUUUGAGUGUUUACGCUCUUGGACAAGAUGGCGAGAGCUCUCCCAUGGUCGUGAAUGCUUUAACCAAUAUAGACCACCCCAAGGACCUGACCUUCUCAGACAUCGACUCCACCUCACUGCGAAUCACCUGGGACAGUCCUGAGGGAAUUGUUUCAUCGUACCGGGUCUUGUAUUCCAGUUCGGAGGAGGGUGAGAGGGAGCUGAUUCCUGCUCCCAGAGGCGAUGCUGAGUCCACUGUGAUCUAUGGACUGCAGCCCGGCACUGAGUACACUGUGAAGGUCAUCGCUCUGCAUGAUGGCACCUCCAGCACACCGCUGGUCGGGACACAAGCUACAGCCAUCUCGCCACCCACCAACGUCCAGUUCUCUCAGGUCACUCCCACCUCUUUCAUUAUGCGCUGGACUGGGCCGGGUCAGGAUAACCGACUCACUGGCCUGAAGGGCCUCACGGGCUACCGCGUCGUGGUGAACCCCAAAAACAAGUCCGGUCCCACCAAGGAGAUGAACUUGGCCCCAGAUGCCACACAGGCACACAUCUCUGGACUGAUGGUUGCAACUACCUAUGAAGUCAAAGUUUAUGCCUUGAAAAACUCUCUGACCAGCAGGGCAGUCCAAGCAGAGGUCACCACUCUGGAAAACAUCAGCCCCCCUCGUCGCGUACGUAUCUCCGACGUGAACGACUCAUCCAUCACUCUCACCUGGCGCUCCAAGACGGAAACCAUCUCCGGCUUCCUGGUCGAGGCCACACCCACCACCUCCACCACAGGAUACACACCCAUCCUGAGGAACAUCGGCCCCGACUUGCGGGCGUACACUAUUACAGGUCUGGAGCCAGGCACCACCUACAAGAUCAAUAUCUAUACACUGAAAGGAAAUGGACGCAGCCCUCCUCUCACACUCACUGCCACCACAGCCAAACCGGUGGUCAUUCCACCCACCAACAUCCGCUUCACCUCGCUGACCCCCAGCAGCAUCUCCUUCACCUGGGAGCCAUCACGCAGUCCAGGGGUUACUGGGUAUUACGUCACCUAUGAGGAGGCUGGAGGUUUGCCACGGGAACUUAUCCCCAGACCCCACGCAGGCCAAAGCUACGCCAUUAUCAAUGGUCUGAAACCAGGAACUGAAUAUGUCAUUAAGAUUGUUGCCCUGCAGAAUGCUUUGAGAAGCACACCUCUGGUGGGCAAAGCCAGAACUCAGCCCGUUACAGAUCAUAUAUUGGUCCCCGAGCUGCCACAGCUUCCUGUUUCUCACCGACCCACCACUGACAUCCUGGAUGUUCCAGAGUCCUUCAAUGACCAGAUUUUCGACACCAACCAUGUUCACUUGGCUGGCACUAGUGGCCAGAACCAACCGGGCCAGCAUGGUCAGCACAUCUACACAGAGUACCAGAACCUGGGCCCUAAUAACGGUCUUCAUGUCCCCUACGGUGGACCCAAAGAAGGACAGAGACCAACUCUCAGAGAACCACUGGUCUACAUUCCUGCUGCAGGUCCUGAUGGAAACAGAAUACCUUUGGUCAAGGUGAGCGACGGUCCUCUGCCAGGUCUUGCGUUUGGGUUCCCUGACAAUGAAACUGAGUUGCCUCAAGAAGCACAGACGAUCACAACCAUCUCCUGGCAGCCCAUUCCUCAGACCUCAGAGUAUGAGGUGUCCUGCAACCCUAUUACCCACCUGGAGGAGGGGGGCUUCCAGAUGCGUCUUCCUGGCACCUCCAACAGUGCCACGCUGAUUGGACUAACAUCCGGAGCGUCCUAUAACGUCUUAGUGGAGGCCAUGAGGGGCGGGGCUAAAGAGAAGGUUUUGGAUGAGGUCGUGACCGUUGGCAAUGCUGUUCCAGGUGACAUCCCCAUCACCACCAACCGGGAUGUGUGUUACGACACGUUCACCCAAACCUACCACGAGGUGGGCUCAGAGUGGGAGCGCAUGUCUGAGACAGGCUUCAAGCUGUGGUGUAGCUGCCUGGGGCUGGGCAGCGGCCAUUUUAGAUGUGAUUCAUCCAAGUGGUGUCACGACAACGGUAAUAACUACAGAAUCGGUGAGAAGUGGGAUCGCCACGCUGAGAACGGUCACAUGAUGAGCUGCACCUGCAUGGGCAACGGCAAGGGCGAAUUCAAAUGUGAACCCCAUGAGUCUACGUGUUAUGACGAUGGGAAAAUGUACCAGAUAGGAAACCAGUGGCAGAAGGAAUACCUGGGCGCCAUCUGUACUUGUACCUGCCAUGGAGGACAACAGGGCUGGCGCUGUGAGAACUGCAGGAGGCCGGUAGGAAAUACUGAUGUGGAUGCCGACCUGCUUCAGCCUGUUCAUACAGAUGCCUUCGACCGGUACAGAGAAAACGCUCUACGUAAACUGAACAUCCAAUGUCCGAUUGAAUGUUUGAGGCCGGAGCUGCUCGCAGACGCUCAGAGUCCCUCAGAGUAGAUGAGAGGGGAGUGCGAGUUAAGGGGAAUGAAGAAGUGAGACCCCCUCACAGCGUCGCUUCCACUUCAAGGAAGGAAACCUCCGCCUGCUUUCCUUUAAUAGAAGACAUUUCCAUCAGAUCUGUGCCUCAAAGGUUCCCCCCCUCCACCAAAUUUAAGUGCCUUAACAAGACUUUUUUCCUACACCAACCUCUGUGCCUUUUCCAAAGAUCUGUCCAGCUUUUCACGUUGGUUGCGAUCCUUUCUUGUUCAGUAGAAACAAGGAAUUUUUCUUCUUCUGAUGAACUUUUGACAUCAGUCUGUUGGAGCACAAAUCCUGCUGCUUUUAUCACCUCAAACCUGCCUGCACCGAACAUACUGUCGACACACACACACACACCAGAUGCAGUAUUGUCGUCUAUUUUUACUGUUGCAUUGGGACUUUACUUUUGUUUUUAUUAAAACAUUCCAUCUUCUUUUUGACCAAGACAAAACACACCACUUCAAAUGUGUCUGAUUUUAUAUAAUAAUGUCCCCUGAUAGCAACCGUAGCCACAUAUGUUGCAUUUCCCCUCGAUUUUAAAUCACUGUGACUAAUAUAUAUUUAGAAAAACAUUUAGUUAAUGAUUCUUUCUCUGGGUCUUCAGACAUUUUCUAAAUCAGUUUAUCACAGAGGAAUUCCAAAGCCAUGCAGUAUUUCCCUUGUUGGCCAAGGGCUAGAAAGACAUGAGUCAACUGAGGUGACAGUUUUUGUUAAGGAUCGUAAAAACUGUUUUCCUGUCUGUUUCUCUGUGGUCAUGUUCCUUCAAAAGAUUUCUCUUUAAAUGACAAAGACAUUCAUGUCAACAAACUUUCUUUAAAAAGAUAAGCACUGUUACGUUUGAGUUGGUAGUAAAAGAUGUUGCCUUGCAAGUAUUACAGUAUAGGCUGUUGAAGUCGCCAUGUAGAUGUGAUUCUAUGAUCUGUAAUGUGGUUGUUUUUUAAUUGUACGUAGGUAAUGGAACCUAUGACAUCUAUAAAGCAAAAAGCUGGCUGACCAAAAGUUAAACUGUUAUUUCAACGAUGUAUUGGAAAAUUCACCAUUGUUUCCAGGCAAAAUACAUGUUAAUGUUUGUAUUUUUUUAUUCAUUUCUUUUAUUUAUCCCUUUUUAUUCAGGCAUUUUGUUUGAUGCUUUUUUGGGGUGUACACUUUAUUUUUGAUUAACUUGUUUUUUAUAUUGUUGGUGCCAAAAUCUGAACUACUGUGGACUGAAACUUUUUAAUAAACUGAAAAAAUACA